Molecule: messenger RNA, 5023 nt
Organism: Mobula hypostoma (lesser devil ray)
Lineage: Eukaryota; Metazoa; Chordata; Chondrichthyes; Myliobatiformes; Myliobatidae
Gene: rtca
Product: RNA 3'-terminal phosphate cyclase
Exons: 11
Coding region: 111-1205 (364 amino acids)
Biological process (GO): RNA processing
Cellular component (GO): nucleus
Molecular function (GO): RNA-3'-phosphate cyclase activity
Source: RefSeq, a predicted model, not a curated record
UGUGAGAGGCGGAAUUUGAUUGGCGACUGCGUAAAGGAGCCAGGUUGGCUUUUUUGUGCAGGUCUCUGUCUUACGUGGGUGCUAGACUUUCACGGUUCCACUCGGCAACAAUGGCUGAAUACAUUGAAAUUGACGGUGGGAUAAUGGAAGGGGGAGGACAGAUUUUACGUGUUUGUACAGCACUAAGUUGCCUUCUUGGAACCAAGAUAAAAAUCCAUAAUAUUCGAGCAGGGAGAAGCACACCUGGCCUACGGCCUCAGCAUCUGUCAGGACUUGAGAUGGUUCGUGAUCUAUGUGAUGGUUGCCUUGAAGAAGCCAAAGUCGGUUCCACGGAAAUAUGUUUCUCUCCUGGUAAAAUCAAAGGAGGUAACCAUGUGGCAGAUACAAAAACAGCUGGGAGCGUCUGUCUACUAAUGCAGGUCUCCAUUCCGUGUGUACUCUUUGCUGCUUCUCCAUCUGAACUGAUUUUACGAGGAGGCACUAAUGCUGAGAUGGCUCCACAGAUUGAUUAUACCUUAGAACUAUUUCAGCCAAUCGUAGAAAAGUUUGGAUUUAAGUUCCACUGUGAUUUGUUAAUGAGAGGUUACUAUCCAAAGGGUGGAGGUGAGGUGAGAGUGAAGGUGUCUCCAAUAAAACUUCUUUCUCCAAUAAACAUGACAGAAAGAGGAACCAUUAAAAAGAUCUACGGGAGAGCCUUUGUAGCUGGAGUCCUACCAUUCAAACUUGCAUCUGAGAUGACAUCUGCAGCCAUUCGGUGCAUCAGGAAAGAACUGCGUGACAUUUAUAUAAAUAUCGUACCUGUGCAGGAGCCCAAGGAUAAGGCUUUUGGAAAUGGAAAUGGAAUUAUUGUCUUUGCUGAAACUUCUACAGGGUGUAUACUUGCGGGAUCUGCCCUUGGUAAAAGAGGGGUUUCUGCAGACAGAGUUGGAAUUGAAGCUGCUGAGAUGUUGUUGAUGAAUCUUCGACAUGGUGGAUGUGUGGACCAAUACUUGCAGGAUCAGCUCAUUAUUUUCAUGGCUCUCGCUAAUGGUGUCUCCAGACUAAGAACUGGCCCAUUGACCCUUCACACGCAGACUGCUAUGCACUUUGCAGAAUUGUUAACUAAGGCUAAGUUUACAGUAAAUAAAAUAAAUGAUCAAGAAUCUGGAUCGGGAACAUGCGUCAUAGAAUGUGAGGGGAUAGGAAUGGCAAAUCCCAACUUCUGAUAUUUGGAAUGUACGUCCCAUCCAAAAGUUAUGGAAGCUGUAUAUUUUUCAGUACCUUGGAUGUUCUUAAUCCUCAUAACUGCAUCAUGUAAGACUUGAAUUUACAGAAAUAAACAUUGCAUUACUGUACAAGGGUUUCUUGUUGAUGUACUGAUAUAAGGAAGAGAAGUUAACUGGGUAAUAGCAACCUUGAAAGAUCUCAAAACCAAGGGGAAAUACAGAAUAAUUUUUGGAAGCGAAAAGAAUUUGAGUUCCUUAAAGCAUUUUAAUCGAUUAUUUAAAAAAUCCUGUGUUUAGUUUGCUGAUCCAGCAAGAGAAAUGUUGUUAUAUAAAAUAACAUUUUAAAACAAAAAUUCUACUUUAAUGAUUAUUACAGCUUAAAAUCUCAAUGGUUUUGUGCAUGGCUCUACUGUAAUACAGCAAAUGCACUUUAAUGAAAGAUAAUAUAUUUAAAUUGUGUAUAUUUUUCAUUUGCAAUAAGUAAUAACGUCAAAUUUGCUAAGGAAUAAAAAUGAGCAGUCAUCAUUUGGAUGAAUUGAUUGGUAAUUUGAUUUCAUUUUUAUGCUUCCACCUAUUGAUCUUUUAUUUAACUUGCUACAACUGGCCUUAGGAUUUCCACGUCAUUCUGAGGAGGUGGGGAAGAGGAUGUCUGUUGUGACAGGAGGGCAUUAGGGUGAAUGUAGAAUACCAAGUCCUGGUGUCAGAACAAAGAUGACAAUGGUGGGACAAAGAGUUAAAAUAAUGCAGAAUUCUGGGGAACUGAUUGUAGGACUAAAGUACCUUUAAUAAUGUGUGUGUGAGGUUGAAAAUUUCAAAUUUAAAGCAUUAAGGGUAGAUGGAUUUUAGGUGAAUAGAAGUGUGUAAGACAUGAAGCUAGAGUGUAAUUGUAUUCAGGUCCCAGGAAAUGCAUGCAAAUGCUUUUGAAAGGGCUGUGUAAGGUGACAAGAUCGUAAAGCAUGGUCCUCUCCUUGAGUUGAGGUGUGAAAAUGAUGGCAAUGAUAUGGAAUCAUUGUCCAAGGAUUAUUUGUCUUCUCUGUCUUUGGGUAUUAAAUGCUGAUAUAACUUUUUGAGGUGAGCUAUAAUUUUAUUGAAUGAGUAGUUUGCAGUUGGAGAGGGAGUUGCGUGUAAGAGUUCAACCUGCGUUUUUUGACAUUAUAUUGGAAGAACAGAUAUAAUACUUGAGGCACUGCAUAGGUAAUGAACAGAAGUCAGCUUGGGAGAAAUUCUGGGUACAGAUAAUUAAAUUGUCACUUUCAACCCGGGUAAAAAAUUAAUACCAAUUGACUUGACUAUCCAGAAUAGAACAGUCUUGAUCUGUACCCUGGUCACCUUCGGAUGAUUGUGGUUGUGUACUAUACACAUGAUACAUUGUGGUAACUCAAGCUGGAUUUGACAACUCUGAGAUCUUUAUCAUUAAAUACAAUAGCACUAACAUCUUAACAUAAUUACUUCCAAUGACCUCUCUAAGUGACACACUCCUUUUGCACCUUUCACUCUCUAUGUUGCUAGAUCAAAAGUUCUGAAGGACAAAAGCAGUUUAAAAAUGUUUCCAACAUUUUUCACAGCAACUAAGAAUGCCAAUAUGCAAAUAUGCAAGCAUCUCUUUUUCCAGAAAACAUUUAAGAGCCUCAUUGCCGCUCCUCCCAAAUCCUGAGAGCAUCACUUUUCCAAAACAUAGUAGUAAUAGGAUGUUAGGAAACAUCUCAAUUAUUAUCAUCUAUCACUGGUAAGCUAGAAGAGUUUCAUCAUCAUCUGUGAUUCAAGUUAUAUAAAUGAGGUGAGAAUGAUAGUUUAACUAAUUGAUUUGAUUUUAAUAGUAAAUAAAUUACAAUAUUCAAAUAUGUGUAAGACUAUAAUUUUCACAUGCAUAUAGUAGAGUGAGAUAUUUAAUUGGUCUUAGUCAGAAUCGUGGAUAAUUACAACAUGGAAAUAAGUUGCUUGGCCUAUCAUGUUCCUGCUCAUUUAAGAAAGGGCAUCCUCUGUUAAGCCUUGGUAUCUAACCUACGGUAUGAUGUCCAUAAAAUGACUGUUAAAACUUGACCUAAAAUCUAAACUGUGUUUAUAGAAUGUAGCAUCAAGGCUUCUUUUGUACUCUUGUCUCAUUUUAUAAAUCUUAAGGACUACAAAUGGAACAGUGUGUGCAGAUUAUUUACUGCACUAUAGGAAGGAUGUGGUCACAUUGGAAAGAGUAGAAGAGAUUCAUCAGGAUGUUUCCUGGGAUGAAGCAUCUUGGUUAUGAGGAGAGUUUAUGUUUUUUUUUUGGAGGCAGGGAAGGCUGAGGUAGGACGUUACAAAAUUAUAUGAGGGCCAAUGAUUAGAUAGUAAAAAAAAAACUUUGUUCCCUGUACUGGAGGUAACCAAAAUAAGAAGAGCAUAGGUUUGGAGUGGAAGGUAAGAGGUUUAGGAGGAAUCUGAGGGAAAAAUGAUUUCACUCGGUGGGUGGUUUGAAUCUGAAUGCAUCACCUAAGUGGGUGUUGGAUGCAGGUAUACCAAUGACAUUUGGGGGUGGGUGUGUGUGUGUGAGAGAGAGAGAUGGCAUAGAAAGCUAGCUAUGGGUCAAGCACUGGUUUAAGGGAUUAGUUCAGAUAGAUACUCGAUAGUUGGGAUGGAUAUCGUGGGAUAAAUUAUCUUUUUCUGUGCUGUAUAGCUCUAUCACAAAUGCCUUUAUAAUGGCCUACCCAAUUUCUCCUACUUUCAAGGGUAUGCACCAAAAACAUCAUAUCUCCUUUUCCUCUAAAAUUGUAAAAUUUAGUUUAUAUCACCUCGAUAUUAGUGCCAUCAAUGUAAAUCAUUUCAAACAUGAUCUUAUUGAAAAGUAAAUAAGUACAAGGUCCAGAUUUACUCCUGCUUCUGCUUAAAUUAUUAUCUAUUUUCACUUUUUUCACUUCUCUGUAUAUUUCUUGUUGAAGUUUGUUACUAUCCUUUCCUGUUGAAGUUUCAUGGUGUCUACCAAUCUAAGUCCAUAUCAUUAACAUUAAAUUAAAAGCAAAGCUGACUUCACUGAUCCUUGGGACCUGUCACUCCAAUCUGAAAAACAGCAUUUCUAUCUCAUAUUUUGUCCUUUGACUUUUUCCUGCCAAUUCUACUGCUCCAUUAAUCCCAAUGUAAAUGAAAUAGCUCUUUCAAGAGUUCCUGAAUCUUUAUCUCUGUAUAGCUGUGGUUAAUGAUUCCUUGUAAAAUAUUCAGCAUUAAUGAAAAAGUCCUACAAUAUAAGUAUUUUUGACAAAUGCUAAUUAAAAGAAAGUCUGGUUAAAUAAGUUUCAGCUGGAGCUAUUGAAAACUCAUCUCACUGGAAAUGCUAUGAAAUGUAUGUUACCAUAUCUAUAAUUAAACUAUAUCAUUGUUUUUUCUUCUACACCCUCAUACAUUUAGGCCAAUCUAGGUGGAUUAUCAUUUAAAAGCAUUAUGCCUCCUAUUCCAUAAUCCUCUCAUAUCCCUUUUGCCGAUCAACUGUCCAGCUCUUGGCUCCAUCCCUCCCCCCCUCCUCCUAUCAUUUUGGAUCUCCCCCUCCCACUUUCAAAUCUCUUACUAGCUCUUCUUUAAGUUAGUCCUGACGAAGGGUCUCGGCCUGAAACGUCGACUGUACGUCUUCCUAGAGAUGCUGCCUGGCAUGAUGUGUUCACCAGCAACUUUUAUGUGUGUUGCUUGAAAUUCCAGCAUCAGCAGAUUUCCUCGUGUCUCCUUUUUUGUAGUGUGUUUUGAAUGUUAAUUAACUUGAAUAAAAGCAAAACAUAUUUAUUAAAUGCUAAAGCUUCCCUACAGUUUUAAUUUUCAAUACCUCAGAGUUGUAUUGAUCAGCAAUUGUUGAGGACUGUGUA